Messenger RNA from Saccharomyces mikatae IFO 1815, 981 nucleotides. RefSeq names its product Bsd2p (gene BSD2). Gene Ontology annotation, biological process: metal ion transport; positive regulation of protein ubiquitination; ubiquitin-dependent protein catabolic process. The record is from RefSeq and is a predicted model, not a curated record. Bases 1 to 981 code for a protein of 326 amino acids. NCBI's taxonomy places the organism in Eukaryota, Fungi, Ascomycota, Saccharomycetes, Saccharomycetales, Saccharomycetaceae. The transcript has a single exon. Gene Ontology annotation, cellular component: endoplasmic reticulum; perinuclear region of cytoplasm; Golgi apparatus.
AUGCCUGAGCAAGAAUCGCUAAUAGUGCAGGAGAUGAGUACGCUUCAUGCAGGUUCGUCUACCGAAGAUAUGAUUGUUGGGAAUACGGAGCGAGCUAGGGAUAUACUAAAUGCGCAAACCGGCGUAGAAGGUGAAAUAGAGAGAGGAUCUGACGAAGAAGAAGUGGAUAGCACAGAGCAUGAAGGGAGCAGUAGUGGAGGAAAUAGUACGACCGAACGACUAGUGCCACAUCAGUUGAGGGAGCAAGCUGCCAGGCACAUAGGUAGAAUAGGAAGACAUUUUAAUAUUCUUGAUAGACUUUUUAAGAAACACACACAACAGUCUUCAGAUUUACAGCAGGGCGCCAUGUUUGAUGGUGUAUUCAGUAACUUAAGUGCAAAGCCAGAUACCACAGAAACGGAAAAUAAUAAUGAACAGGAUAUACCACCAACGUACGAUGAAGCGGCUGCUGAUAUGGCACCUUCGUAUUAUGGCAUGGAUUUAAACAAUGCAGAUAUAUAUUACGAUGAAAUAUGCAUUGAGGGACUCCCAGUAGGAAAUAUAGCAAAUUUAUUAUGGAAUAUUAUCGUAAGCACGAGUUUUCAAUUUAUAGGGUUUUUGAUAACUUAUAUUUUACACACAUCACACGCAGCUAAACAAGGCUCACGGUUCGGCCUAGGGUUGACUUUCAUUGGGUAUGGUUAUUCGAUGAUUCCUAAUGAUGUUUCUUCAAAAGUUGGUAAAAAUAAAAGCUUAAAUAGAAUGGAGUUAGAAGACCCGAAUGAAUUCGAUGAUGUUAGUCUAAAUCAACAAUCAAUGACGCAGGACAAAUUCGAAUCACAUUUGAAUCAUGGCCUAGAUGAAGAAAAACAAAGCAUCCCAUCUCUGGCUAUCAUUGUAGGGCUUUUAGGUGCAUUCAUCACUUUCAAAAGCAUAUACGACUACAUUCAGGUUAAAAAAAUGGAGAAAAAAUAUCUAAACCAAAGUCCUAAUCAAGCAUAA